This is a messenger RNA of Piliocolobus tephrosceles (Ugandan red Colobus), 3009 nucleotides long. Its product is annotated as NACHT, LRR and PYD domains-containing protein 1. NCBI's taxonomy places the organism in Eukaryota, Metazoa, Chordata, Mammalia, Primates, Cercopithecidae. Gene Ontology annotation, cellular component: canonical inflammasome complex. Bases 669 to 2387 code for a protein of 572 amino acids. The record is from RefSeq and is a predicted model, not a curated record. The transcript is spliced from 11 exons. Gene Ontology annotation, biological process: regulation of apoptotic process; inflammatory response; innate immune response.
UGCCCUGCACUUUGCUUUAUCGGUUAAAAUAUAUGCUGGAGACGGUCCCACAUCAGUACAUACAAAGUCACAUCGUUCUUUUUAAUCACAGCGUGGAAUUUCACUACAUGGACGUAUCAUCAUUUUUGUCCAUUGCCUGUUCUGAGCAGCCAGAUUGUCUCCAGUGUUCGCUGUAAACAGUGCAGCAGUUACCAUUCCCCCGUGCGUCCUGAGACCCAGCAUAUUAUCUGUAGCUUAACUUUCGAAAAAUAGAACUGCUGGGAAAAGGGUAUGUUGCCAAUUUUGCCCUCUAAAAAGGCCCUACCGGCCGGGUGCAGUGGCUCACACCUGUAACCCCAGCACUUCAGGAGGCCUGGGACACAGAGCGAGACCUCAUCUCAAAAAAAAGAAAAAGGAAAGAGAAAACAGACCCAGGUGUACAAGUGGGACAUUGAGUAAGUUACUCAUCAGUGUGGACAGAGUGAGGGGACAGGAUCAGGUGAACCACACAGGAUUGAGAAAGGGUGGGUGCCGGCAUCCUGAGGGCCUCCAUGGCCACAAAAGGAAAGUGAAAAUCUCUCAGGUUAGUUUGUAUCUUCUCUGCAUGUCACCCCAGACCCUCAAAAGGCCACAGAUGCUAGGAAGGAAGAUCAGACCCUAGUUACCCUGAAGAGCAAAACCUCAGGACAAUGACCUGGGCUGCUGUGUAUCUUUCCUGCAGGCUGGUCAGCUGUGGCCUCACAUCUGGGUGCUGCCAGGACCUGGCCUUUAUGCUCAGCACCAGCCCCAUCCUGAUGGAGCUAGACCUGCAGCAGAACAACCUGGGCGACACUGGUGUGCGACUGCUCUGUGAGGGGCUCAGGCAUCCUGCCUGCCAACUCACACGCCUGGGGCUGGACCAGACGACUCUGAGUGAUGAGAUGAGGCAGGAGCUGAGGGCCCUGGAGCAGAAGAAGCCUCGGCUGCUUAUCUUUAGCACAUGGAAACCAACUGGGAUGAUCCCUAAUGAGGGCCUGGGUACAGGAGAGACGAGUAAUAGCACGUCCUCACUCAAGCGGCAGAGACUCGGAUCAGAAACCGAGUCUUCCCAUGUUGCUCAGGCUGAUCCGAAACCCCUGGACUGGAGCAAUCCUCCUGCCAAGGCCUCCCAAAGUGCUGGGAUUACAGAGGGAAGCUCCCCAGAGAUAGAACAGGUGGAACCCUUGUGCCUGCCUUCACCUGCCUCUCUAGGGGACCAGGAUACGCCUUUGAGGACUGACGAUGACUUCUGGGGCCCCACGGGGCCUGUGGCUACUGAGGUAGUUGACAAAGAAAGGAGCCUGUACCGAGUUCACUUCCCUGUAGCUGGCUCCUACCACUGGCCCAACACGGGUCUCUGCUUUGUGGUGAGAGAAGCGGUGACCACUGAGAUUGAAUUCUGUAUGUGGGACCAGUUUCUGGGUGAGAUUAACCCACAGCACAGCUGGAUGGUGGCAGGGCCUCUGCUGGACAUCAAGGCUGAGCCUGGAGCCGUGGAAGCUGUGCACCUCCCUCACUUUGUGGCUCUCCAAGGUAAACAAGAGGGAAGGAUAGAGAGGAAGGUGGUGGUAAUUAUGGGCCUGAAAGGAAGUAUAGAAUGGGUAUUCCAGGAGAAACUUCAUGCAGCUAAGGUCUGGAGCCAGAAUGUACCAGCAGGGCCCGAGGGGACAAAGUCUGCCCUUCAGCUCCUGCUCCAGGCGCCCCCUCAUUCCCCACUCUCAGAGGUGGAUGAGCUGGCCCUCCCCAUUCUAUUCAUUGCCCUGGAAACGAUGACCUCACUGCCCGAUACAGGGUCUGAUUUAGGACUUGAGCACUGGUGCUUCAACACUGUCGUCGCUGAACGGGUGACGAGGUGGCAACUCAACUCUUUGCCUCUUCAGGAACUGGAGCUCUGCUAUCGAAGCCCUGGAGAAGCCCAGCUGUUCUCGGAGUUCUAUGUUGGCCACUUGGGAUCAGGGAUCAGGCUGCAAAUGAAAGACAAGAAAGAUGAGACUCUGGUGUGGGAGGCCUUGGUGAAACCAGGAGAUCUCGCAUCUGCAACUACUCUGGUCCCUCCAGCCCCCAUAGCCUUACCUUCACCUCUGGAUGCCCCGGGGUUGCUGCACUUUGUGGACCAGUAUCGAGAGCAGCUGAUAGCCCGAGUGACAUCGGUGGAGGCUGUCUUGGACAAACUGCAUGGACAGGUGCUGAGCCAGGAGCAGUAUGAGAGGGUGCUGGCUGAGGACACCAGGCCCAGCCAGAUGCGGAAGCUGUUCAGCUCGAGCCAGUCCUGGGACCGGAGGUGCAAAGAUCGAUUCUACCAAGCCCUGAAGGAGACCCAUCCUCACCUCAUUAUGGAACUCUGGGAGAAGGGCAGCAAAAAGGGACUCCUGCCACUCACCAGCCCUUGAGUCCUGGCUUUGCCUGACCCUUCUUUGGGUCUCAGUUUCUUUCUCUGCAAAGAAAGUUGCCAUCUGAUUUGCCUUCCAGCACUAAAGUAAUGGAACUCUGAUGAUGCCUUUGCUGGGCAUUAUGUGUCUAUGCCAGGGAUGCCACAGGGGGCCCCAGUCCAGGUGGCCUAACAGCAUCUCAGGGAAUGUCCACCUGGAGCUGGCAAGACCCCCGCCGACCUCAUAGAGCCUCGUCUGGUAGCCACAGCAGCCAAGCCUAGAGCCCUCUGGAUCCCAUCCAGAUGCAAGGAGGAAUAGGUGGGACAUGGAACCGUCUGCCUCUGACCGUGUCACAGGGUGAGCCCCAAAACUGGGGUUCAGCGUGGGAGGCCACGCGGAUUCUUGGCUUUGUACAGGAAGAUCUGCAAGCCAAGAGCAAGCCAACUCAGUAAAGUGGAGGGAAGUUUAUUCAGAAAAUACAGGAGUAUUACAGCUCUUUGAGAAUUUGCCUAGCAGGCUUUCCAUUUUUACCAGAAAACCCCUAUAAAUUAAAAUUUUUUUACUUCUAUUUUUAAAUUUAAGAAUUAAAAAAUAUAUUAAAAAGAAAAAGUGAAAAUAAAGGAAUAAAAAGUUGCAUACUCCA